CUUCAAAGGCGAUAGGUUCUGAAAGGGUCUAAGCUCCUUUGCUCGACUCCUCAGAGCUUCCGCUUUUUGCACAUCUCCCCCACCCCCGCCGCAAUCAACACAGACACCACAGCGACAGGUGCUGGGAAUCAGCUGGCAGAGGAGCCAGGACGCAGCCUCGAACAACCGCCUGGGAGACCCAACUUGUUCGCUGAACCUCAGUGCUGUCAAGAUCAACAUGAUGGCAACUCAAAACUCCUUGAUGGUGGAGUCAUCUUACCCAGACUUGGUUAUCAAUGUGGGAAAAGUAACUCUUGGUGAGAGAAACAGGAAUAAAUUAAAGAAAUCUCAAAAAACCCAAGAGAAGGUGAAACUUCUACAGGCUGUCUGUGCUUUAUUAAAUUCAGGAGGAGGAGUGAUCCUGAUAAAAAUGGCAAAUGAGGAUGAGCAACCUGUGGAAAUGGGACUGGAUUUAGAAGAGGCUUUGAGAGGGCUCAUUCAGUCUUCAGAUUUUCAGUCUUUCUUUGAGAUGAGGCAACAAGGCAGGUGGUUUUACAUUUUCGUUAAAUCUUGGAGCAGUGACUAUUUUCCUGAAGACAGACCUUUCAGGCCUCGCAUUUGCAGCCUGAGUUCAUCAUUAUACCGCCGCUCUGCUACUUCUGCUUUCCCCAUGGAUUCACAAGAGGCAUUCAGUUUCCUGAAGACCAAGAAGCAGAGUGCUGAAUGUAGUCUGGUUAAUGAAGGAGCACCACUUAGUAAGAUUCCCAGAACUGUAUAUGUGAGUUCUGAAUCACAUUUUCCUAGCCAAGCUUUCCAAAGAGACAAGUUUGAACGUGGUGAAAUCAUGCCUUUUCCUGAGUCCCAGUUUGCAGAGUUUAAGCAGUUCGCUACUGAAUGCAUCAAUAAAUAUUUAAAAAGCAUAAUUCCAGAGUACAUAUCUGCAUUUGCAAAUAAUAGAGGAGGAUAUCUUUUUAUUGGAGUAGAUGACAAGAGUAAGAAAGUCCUGGGAUGUCCUAAAGAAAAUGUUGAGUUUAACUCUUUGGAAAACACAGUCAAAGGAGCAGUUUCCAAGUUGCCUAUUAUCCAUUUUUGCUCUUCUCGGCCAUCAGUGCGUUAUGAGAUGAAGAAAGCAGAUGUGUUUCAGAAAGGAGAGUUGUAUGGUUAUCUCUUGAUGAUCAAAGUGGAAUCAUUCUGCUGUGCAGUUUUCUCAGAAGCUCCUAAUUCAUGGAUGGUCAAGGACAAGGAAGUUUGUAGCUUGACAACCAAGGAAUGGGUAGAGAUGAUGAUGAUGGACAUAAAUGCAGAUUUGGCCAAAGCUUUUGAAUCUCAGCUGAGUAUAUCUCACAGCCCACCAAGCUGCAGACCAGUAUACUCUAAGAAAGGACUGGAACAUAAAGAGGCUCUCCAGCAACAUCUAUUUCCAGUGCAACCAGGACAUCUGCAACAUGUCCCCAACCCCCUCUGGAAAGAGCUGUGCUCACAACAUGAAGGACUGAAAGAAUUAGUAAACCAGCAAGUGAAGGAUUUCUGUGAGGGAAUUCUGAUCCUCUCCAGAAGCUGGGCUAUGGACCUGAACUUGCCAGAGGAACAGGAAGUCAUCUGUGACGCUCUGCUGAUAGCAAAGGACAGCCCUCCAGUUCUCUACACCAUUCUUGGGAACCAGCGUGUAGAUGGGCAGCUCUACUGCACUCGCACCGCCUUUGCUUUGAAGCAAAAGCCGGUGAACACCGGGGGCUACACUGGAAAGCUGUGUGUCCUGACCAGGGUCCUCCACCUGAGUCCUCAGGACAAUGCAGGGACCUUGGUGGGUUCAGGCUGUCCCCUUGGUUACCCGGAGGCCUAUAAUCUUCUAAACACCCAGCAAAUGGAAACCCUGCUUCAGUCCCUUGUGAUUGUCUUGCUUGGCUUCAGGUCUUUCCUGAGUGACCAGCUUGGCUGUGAGGUUCUAAAUCUGCUCACAGAGCAACAAUAUGAGAUCUUCUCAAAAAACCUCCACAAGAACAGAAAAUUGUUUAUCCAUGGCUUACCUGGCUCGGGGAAGACUGUGCUGGCUAUGAAGAUCAUGGAGAAGAUCAAGAAUGUGUUUCACUGUGAGAAAGAGAACAUUCUUUACAUUUGUGAAAAACCUCUGAGAAAUUUUAUCAGUAACAAACAGAUCUGCAAUGCAAUGACCCGGAAAUCCUUCAUGAAACAUAAAUUUCAUAGAUUUGAAAAUAUUCAACAUGUAGUCAUCGAUGAAGCCCAGAAUUUCCGCACUGAAAAUGGGGACUGGUAUGCAAAGGCAAAAGCUAUUUCUAGAAAAGAAAGUGAUUGCCCAGGAAUUUUCUGGAUCUUUCUGGACUACUUUCAGACUAGCCAUACAAAUGACAGUGGCCUCCCCCCUCUCUCAGCUCAGAGUUCAAUAGAAAUGCUCACCAGAGUGGUCCGAAAUGCAGAUCAAAUAGCCAACUACAUCCAAGAAUUAGUGAAUACAAUCAGGGAAAAUCCUCCACCAAACAUACCCCAUAGAUCCCUGGAGAUGAUCCAUGAUGCUAAGUGGACUCAGGGUGUUUUUGGUGUCUUCAAGACUCAGACAUUUAUUAACAAAGAUGCCAUGCUGAUUCAGGUAGCAACACAAUGCCAGCUUCUUUUCAGGAAUGGUUAUUCUCCCAAGGAUAUUGCUAUACUUUUCAGUAAAGCAUGUGAAAUAGAAGAAUAUAAUGAUACGUUUCAAGAAGUAAUGAGGAAAAGAAUGUUUCAGCUUGAUGAAGAAUCUAAUCUGUUCAAGACUGUGGAUGCAUCGCAUGUUGCUGACAACUACAUUGUGUUGGACAGUGUCCGUAGAUUUUCAGGCCUGGAAAGAAACAUCGUGUUUGGGAUCAAUCCAACAGCUGCUGAGACAGCUGUUUCCGACAAUCUUUUGCUCUGUCUGGCUUCCAGAGCAAAGAAGCAGCUGUAUAUAUACUGGAACUUAAAUAAUUGGUAAGAAGAUCUCAGUCUAACAGGACCUGGUAAGGAUAAAUGCCUCCUUUACCCCUGAAGUUUCACAAAGAGAAUUCAGUGUGAUAGUGUCAUAUAUUAGAAAGUACAGAAACCACAGUGUUAUCAAGGAUGUGGGGAAGGAGGAAUACUUGACAUUGUUGGCAAGAAUAUAAAUUGGUUCAUGCCCUGUGAGGAAAAGUUUGGUUUUCACCUUUCAUUGAUUUUUUAAUCUUUGUAUUUUUCAUUUCAUUUUCUUAUCUUAGUGCAUGAGUAAAAACUCUUAGUAUAAAAUUGAAUGCAUAUGAUAAUACCAACGAUCAUUGUUUCAUUCUUUUUUUUUUUUAAUAUUUAUUCCCUUUUGUUGCCCUUUUUUUGUUUCCCUCCUGGGGCUCAGUGCCUGCACUACGAAUCCACUGCCCCUUGCCCCUAGAGGCCAUUUCCCCCCAUUUAAAAAAUUGUUUAAAAAAUUUUAUUUAUUAAAUCAAAUGACCCCAUCCAAAAAUGGG
Messenger RNA from Erinaceus europaeus (western European hedgehog), 3446 nucleotides. RefSeq names its product schlafen family member 13-like. Gene Ontology annotation, molecular function: tRNA binding. The record is from RefSeq and is a predicted model, not a curated record. Gene Ontology annotation, biological process: defense response to virus. Lineage: Eukaryota; Metazoa; Chordata; Mammalia; Eulipotyphla; Erinaceidae.